Messenger RNA from Colletotrichum godetiae, 1224 nucleotides. RefSeq lists its product as uncharacterized. The record is from RefSeq and is a predicted model, not a curated record. The transcript has a single exon. The coding region runs from base 1 to 1224 and encodes 407 amino acids. NCBI's taxonomy places the organism in Eukaryota, Fungi, Ascomycota, Sordariomycetes, Glomerellales, Glomerellaceae.
AUGCCCGAAGUGUGCAAGGCUACAGUCGUGCCACUUCUCACUUCGACAUCGUGCGAUAAGAUCUCUACUCCUGGCGCAACAAAAAUAGUCGAACCCCCGAGCUCAAGCAAGGGGACUAUCCCUUCAUAUCCGGCAAAUCCUAUUCAAGCUUCGCAAAGUGAACGGAACGUUUCACGGACUCAAACAAAAGUUGACACAAGUCUAGGUGUACCACAAGUCAGCGAAUCUACGAUGACUCCUCCAGAUCCAAUCCCGUCUCAACGAAGCCCAAAGAACGUGUCUCAAACUCAAGCAGAUGCAGGGACUCAGACGGGUCAAGCCUCAGUCCCGAUACCAUUGGUCGACAAGCUUUCAAGCCAUGAGGUCGCAAAUCCAGCUGAAUCUCGUUAUCCGCAAAGUCAACAGAGUGUAUCUCAGACACAAGCAAGCGCUAUUACGAGUCGAGCCAUGCAGUCCGACGAGAAUGUCGCGAGCAAUGUGUCUCCUUUUCUAGACUCAGAGCACCUUUUGACAAAUCAACCGGACAUUUCUCCAGCUCAAAGAAAUAAAGAGAUGGAUCAGACCAGUACGCCCCUGGUCCCUGCAGAGGAUCAAAACCCCGUUACGGGGGCUUCAUCGGCCUUUCUGAUGUGUCUGCAGUUGGCGAUCGUGGAAAUGGCUUCUUCGUUGCUUUUGGUCUCGAUAGGUAUUAUCGUACAGCUCAUUUUUAUCUCCAAGCAUGCCGUCAAGUUCGACAGAAUCGAUCUAACAGAUUUUUAUUUUUGCGAUGGUUCGACUCAGUCAGAACGCAAAGCGAUUCUGAAAGCUGCGAAGAGGGCAAAGAAAAUGGCCGACUCAGAAAGAAAGGCACAAAAAGCAGCACGAAAAGAGGCCAAGAAGUCAUUGGAUUCGGGUUCGGCACUGGUCACAGGGAACAGUCAAAUUUCGUUGUUUCAUGAGAAGGGGGUCUUGGACGAAACCGAGGCUGCCCUUGACUGGCAAGAUGCCUCCAUCAACUUGCCAUCGCCAUCGACCACAAGGUCCGGGAUUGAUUUUUCGAGCUUCGGCUUGCCUCAGCGCAAGAAGAAUAAGAAGACCAAGAGCCAGAAGAAGGCCACGACUGCGACAGUCACCGCGGGAGACGCGCAAGUCACUGCGUUUCCAGAACCUAGGAGCGGGUAUGCACACAACUGCCUUGGACCUUCAAAUCCCAGCACGCUGAGAAAAGCCUACUGGGUUGACUGA